AUGGCUCCUCCUAGGGCCAGAAAUCCCCUGGCCUUUACGCCGUGGCCGGUGACCAUCAUCACCACCGCGGUGUUUCUCGCCCUGAUCAUCCCUAUUCUGGUCAUCCACCUGAACGUCCCGGCCGCACCCCGAACCAGCCCCGAAGGAUUGAACCUCACCGAGGCAUGGCAGGACCUUCAGGCACUCACUAAAGGCUAUCACCCGUAUAACUCGCAUGAAAACGACCAUGUUCGCGCGUGGCUGCUCGCGCGAAUCGACGCGAUCCAGCGAUCCACCCCGCCCGCCGAAGCUUAUCGGCCGGACGAGGAAAAGCCCGAUGUUUUCGUCUUUGACGAUCUCACCUCGAACCUGACUUUCUUCGACCAGCGCAGCGGUGUGUACUUUGAAGGUACUAAUAUCCUCGUUUACAUCCGCGGUUGGGAAGAUGCGAAGGAGAACUGGUGGGAGACACCGGGGAAGUCACCCACCGGUAAGGGCGGAGUGCUGGUCAACGCGCACUACGACAGCGUGUCAACUGGCUACGGAGCCACGGAUGACGGCGUCGGUGUCGUGACAUGCCUGCAGCUGGUCAAAUACUUCCUCUCGCCCGGCCAUGCGCCGCGUCGCGGCCUGGUGGUGCUGUUCAACAACGGCGAGGAGGACUACCUGAAUGGCGCCCGUGCGUUCAGCCAGCAUCCGAUGGCCAAGUUCGCCCAUACAUUCCUUAACCUGGAAGGUGCCGGUGCUGGUGGUCGUGCGACCCUGUUCCGCAGUACGGAUACGGAAGUUACCCAGGCGUAUGCAAAGUCCAAGUACCCCUUUGGAUCUAUAGUUAGCGCGAAUGGGUUCGAACUUGUCGGUAGCCAGACUGAUUACGUCGUCUUUGAUGGUGAGAUGGGAUUGCGCGGACUCGAUGUUGCCUUUUACGAGCCGCGCGCGAGAUAUCAUACCGAUCAAGAUGAUGCGCGACACACCAGUUUGGACUCUCUGUGGCAUAUGCUGUCUGCGGCGGUUGCUACCACUGAGGAUCUUGUUUCUGACGAUACUGACCGGUUCGACGGUCGGGCUCGCGAUGAUGGCAACGUGCCCAAUGGUCAAGGUACAAAGGCUGUUUGGUUCGAUCUGUUCGGCAGCGCAUUCGCUGUCUUCCGUCUGCAUACUCUUUUCGCCCUGUCAGUCACCCUGUUGAUUGUGGCACCUUUGACUUUGCUCCUUACUAGCAUUGCCUUGUCUCAGGCAGAUAAGAUGUAUUUGUUCCGAUCCUCGGUGCAGUUGGAGACGAGUGACGAAAAGGUCCCACUUCAAGGCCUUCGAGGAUUCUUCCGGUUCCCAUUCUUGAUCGGAAUUCCUACCGCUGCCAUUGUCGGCUUUGCUUAUAUGCUUGCAAAGGUCAACCCGCUCAUCAUACACAGCAGUACCUACGCCGUGUGGAGUAUGAUGAUCUCUGCAUGGAUUUUCCUUGCCUGGUUCGUGUCCCGCGUUGCGGAUUUCGCCCGGCCAUCUGCCUUCCACCGAGUGUACACUUACACGUGGAUAUUUGUGAUUUCCUGGGCUCUGUUGGUUCUCGCCACCGUUCUCGAGCAUGAGCGUGAGUUGGGUGGUGGCUACUUCACACUUUUCUACUUUGCGGGCGUCUUCUUGGCCACGUGGAUUUCUUACCUUGAACUCUUCUCCCUUCCGAGGAAAUCAGAGUACGUUGGUCAGAUUGCUCAAGACUCACGGCAACCAAGCAGCUAUGGUAGCCGACUUGGCACGGGCGACGGGAACGAGGAUGAAGAAGAAGCAGCCGACGAGGAGCCCACAGAGUCAACGUCUCUGCUGCGUGGUCAACAGCGCACUACGUUUGCAAACUACGUCAACGUUCCUGGUGACUACUCCACCAGCCGAGGGCUUGAUGAGGAAGAAGAGAAAGAUCCAAACGUCUAUGGAAAUGAGCAAGCAUGGAGUGCAUCAAUGCCCAGCUGGACCUGGGUGCUCCAGCUUCUUCUCACCGUUCCUAUAACUAUCACUCUUCUGGCCCCUCUAUCUUUGAUCAUGACUAGUGCUCUGUACCAAACGGGCCAGGACGGUGAUCCUACGUUGAUCGUCUACCUGCUCAUGACGCUCUUCAUCACGUUGAUCCUCACUCCGAUUCUGCCAUACAUCCACCGUUUCACCUACCACAUCCCGAUCUUCCUGUUCUUGGUCCUCAUCGGCACUCUCAUCUACAAUCUGGUCGCCUUCCCCUUCUCCGACUCCAACCGCGUGAAGCUCUACUUCUCGCAACAAGUCGACCUGGACCGAGGCAACUCUACGGCCUAUCUUGCUGGUAUCAGCCCCUUCGUUGAAGAUGUUGUCCGUGGUCUACCCAACGCAGAUGGCCGGACAGCUUGCAAAACCUUUGUCAGACACGGAAAGCUCUUGCAAUGUUCUUGGCCCGGCGCCGAACCGCACGUUGUUCCCAGCAACGACACCUCUGCUUCAUCGCCUGGUCCUUCGGUGGACUGGGUCUCUUAUAGCGUCUCUCGUCCCGAGAGCAGCACUCGCUCUGUCCGCUUUGAAGUUUCGGGUCUGAACACCCGCACUUGUCGUAUCACCAUGGACCGCCACCCCAUCAAAAGCUUCAGUGUCGUCGGAUCCUCCGCCCUCGAUAAGCGCUUCAUCAAGCCGGCUGCAGAUGGAAUGCAAGAGAUUCGUCUUUGGAGCCGCACAUGGGAUGGCUCGUGGACUGUAGAUGUUGAAUUUGACGAGCACGACGUCUCAGCUGAAGAGAACGGUUCUCUCAAGGGUCGCAUUUCGUGUCUCUGGAGUGAUGAUAACAACCCUGAUCUUAUCCCGGCGUUGACAGAAGCCAGACAAUAUACUCCUGCAUGGGUUGCUUUGACCAAAUUGGCCGACGGCUUGGUUGAGGGGUAUCGCGAGUUUGAACUUGCAUAG
Penicillium brasilianum is the source of this 2895-nucleotide messenger RNA. NCBI's taxonomy places the organism in Eukaryota, Fungi, Ascomycota, Eurotiomycetes, Eurotiales, Aspergillaceae. The record is from the annotation of a GenBank genome assembly.